Messenger RNA from Desarmillaria tabescens, 1733 nucleotides. RefSeq lists its product as uncharacterized. NCBI's taxonomy places the organism in Eukaryota, Fungi, Basidiomycota, Agaricomycetes, Agaricales, Physalacriaceae. The transcript is spliced from 8 exons. The record is from RefSeq and is a predicted model, not a curated record. The coding region runs from base 1 to 1233 and encodes 410 amino acids.
AUGGAUAUCCUCUGUGGAUCCCAGAACCCGAUGGACGUUUACCGAAGGCGUAUCGAUGCAAAGGCGUCGGGAUUGGCGAUGUUGGUAUUCUGCGGAACGACUGGAGGCUUUGAUUAUUUGUUCAAUGUCUGCAAACCAGCGGAUGACCCCAUCAAUCAAGGUCGCGUUCCCGACGGAUUUGAACCCAUUAUCUGUGGCGAUAUACGGGAGAUCGAGACGAUGCAUAAACGGGGCUGUGAUAUCUGUAGCGCCAGCGUGUCCAAGAUAGAGAUAAGUAUGGGUGGCGCGGCAGAAUACCCAUUCCUUCUUGGUGGCGGUGGAGGAUUCGAGUUCAAAUGUUCACGAGAAAAAGGCGCCAUUCUCGUACUUCCCGACGGUGGAGCAAGCUACGGUGCCCUCGAUAUAUCCCAGUGCCGUAGCUAUGCUGCUCAACAUGCCCAUGCAUGGUACCAGUUUGCGAACAUCACUUGCGGUAGAGAAGCUCUCAAUGGAUCACUGUAUCUCGUUACGGGCUCUGGCACAUGUUCGUUCUCGCUCAAAUUCCUUGUCGGCGGGGUAGCGGAGGGAAACAUCAAACUGGGAUAUUCGUGGAAGAGUACUUCGUCAGCGGACGUCAGGGCAUAUCCCGAUGGUGAAUUCGCGUAUCUCGUCGACUCACUUCGCCCCAAUCAAUGCGUUUUUCUGCGCGGAUUUGGCAUCUCAAUCCGUACAAGCGCAUUUGCCCGGUGGGUGUUCGGACCUACAGAGGUAUCGCAAAUCUCCGAGUCAUCCAAAGAUCAAAUGCCAUAUUUCGAUAAUGGCAUGCCGUACUCCGGUUCGCGUAGAAAAAGAACAAGAAGCGGUUCUUUGUCUAUGUACUCCGGAAUCCCAUUCCACAGUUCUCGCAAGCGCUUCAAGAAGGAGGAUCUGCUCAGCGAACCUGUGCCGGUGUCACCUCCGCCUAUGACACGUGUCCUUCCGCCAAAUCAUUAUGCUAGCAGUCCCCCGAUUUUUCCUGGAUGGGGUGCAGAUUAUCAUGACGAACCCUCGCUCAAAACCGAACUUCUCAACCCGUGCGCAAAGAUCAACGAGUUUAUCCUAGAGACGCAUCUGCAUGUUAAUGUGGCAAUUACGCAUUCCGGUGAAUGGUUGUCGGCCUUGAGCCAGGGUGAUGACUCCGAUGUCAUCGUGCGGGUUUUAUCUGAUUAUAAGGUUAUCAUCCACGAUGGAGUAGCUAUGCUUGAAGCGCAGUAGAUAGGCUGACAAGUGAUAUGCCCGACGUAGACCAUCAACACUAGUAUCUUUCUCUUAUUCCGAUAUCUAUUUGUUAUUAUUGAUUUUGUUCAUUCGUUAACUGCUCCCACGGAGUGUCAUCAGAUGGCUGGAGUAUUCAUGCAUGCUGAUGGAAAGAUCGCUGCUGUCAAACGGUCUAGGAUAGAUUGCCGAUCGAGCGCCGAUACUUGUAUGGAUGGUGAAGCGCACACGCCGAAGGAAUGACAGUUGCUUCAGUUCUGUCAGAUACGAACAUGUCGGUGCCUGCAGUACGUGCUUAAGCAAGCCCUCGACCAUCUCUCUUCACGCGAGUGAUAUCUGACCCUUAUUAUAGCUUAUAAGUCGCUAACAUCAGAUCUUGGGAAGCCCUGGAAAAGUAUCUCAGCAUCACUCAAUUAAGUACGCGGUACUUUCCAGAAGUAACCUACUGCAGUGUCUCCUUCGCUGGUUGAAUGUCCGAUGAUCACGUUGGGUAUGUAACU